GACUCGGAGUCGCUGGACAGUUGCAUUCAGAGUACGUUAUCAGCACUCUACCCUCCGUUUGAGGCUACCGCAGCCACUGUUCUGUGCCAAGUUUUUGAUGUGGUGGAGAAGACGUACCGUGGGGAUGGACUGCGCUACCUCAUAGACUUCCUGAUUCCAGCCAAGCCACUGUUCUGUGCCAAGUUGCAGGAUGCCUGUGUUCAGUACUGUGGCUUGCUGUUCCGCCAUGAGGGCUGGCCCCUGUGCAUUCACGAGAAGAUCGUAGUCCAGCUGGCUUCCAUUGACUGGCGAAUCUUGAAGCCUGGUGACUUCUACCUGCAGGUGGUCCCCUAUCUGAAGAAGUCUCCACGAAUUGUAUUGAAAUGUUUGGCAAAAGACAAGCAUAAUGUAGAGGAAGUCGUGAUUCCAGAAGUUUCCUAUACCUCUAUUUUUAAUCUGGAAUGGUUGAGUACGUUCAAUGGAGAGCGGAUGGGUAUAGCACUGGAAAAUUGUUUACUAACCACUGAUGAUAAAAUAUUUCGUGUUCCCUGGGAUAAAGUGGUUAAUCCUGAAUUUAUAAAUAAACCAAAAAUAAUUGAAAACAAUAUCAUCUCUCCAGAAAUAACAGAGGAACAUUCAGUUUUGUGCCUCCCCAUGGACCAUGCAGUGUGUUCGCCAGACCUAGGGUCUCAGUAUCUACAGGAACAAAAUCCAAACAGGGACAACCUGGUCGUUAGCAGCACAGCUCCUCAGUUCAGUGAGGCUCUUGUCAAUGGUGUCUGUACAAGUCCUGUCCCUCAAGACAACUUGAAAAGUGACCUUGAAGGGGAGUACGUCGAGCUGACAGAAGUUUCUCUGCCCAGGUUUGGGCCACCAGUGGGCUCUUUAACCCAGUCACUAGCUUUAAGUUAUCUAACUCAGCCCAGAACACGAGUGAAUGCAUCUAAAGGCAAGCACAAGUUCAUUGUCGUGCAGGACAGCACCUACUCCAAGAACUUAGUUCAGUCAGCACUUAUGCAGAAGGAGCACUGUCAGAUGGACGCUCUGAGGACUUCUACAGAAGCUCUCAGAAAUGUAAUUCCAUUGGAAAGCAACAAAAUCAUGGCACAUGGAGAACUGUGUCCAGAAAGCCAGCUGAUAUCAGGCCCUGGAAACAUGGGGAAUAGCCUUCCUGUGUCUGAGUCUCCUGCCUGCAGUGCAGAAGACUCAUCUACAGAGCAGGAGACCUGCAGUGAACACUCAGUCGAUUGGCAAUAUGCACUGGGCAGCUACAGUGACACGUGUGCUGGAGAUGGUGUCAACUGCAAAGCACAAACGCCUCGUGCUCCUGGAAAUGUGGAAGAAGAAAGUGAUGGUCCGAAUGGAAAUCCUGGUGUUGAUACGUUGGAGCAGAGCCCAGAAAUCAUUCUAGAUGCUACUGCUGCUAAAGAGGAGGUGAUAGUGAGAGUAUGUGGAGAACCACUAACCGAGGGUCAAAGUGAGGUGACGGAGAUGGGUACCUCUCCGGUGUCUGUCCUGGGGCCCUCGGGACCAAAGUGCGUGCUGCAGGAAGGUUCUGAUGCUUCUUGCCAGAGUGUCAGUGAGAGCGCUGCACCCGGCCAGGUCACCACACAGCUUAUCACGCAUGAGAAUUCAGAUAUGGGGAAGAGCAAGAGGUCUCUGCCUGUCAGCAUAAACAAGCUGAAGAAGCCAUACUACUCCAAACUGCCCUGUCAGCAGAGGAUGAUCAGGCGGCAGAACAAUUAA
Eurypyga helias (sunbittern) is the source of this 1725-nucleotide messenger RNA. RefSeq lists its product as uncharacterized. NCBI's taxonomy places the organism in Eukaryota, Metazoa, Chordata, Aves, Eurypygiformes, Eurypygidae. The record is from RefSeq and is a predicted model, not a curated record. The annotation marks the transcript as partial. The transcript is spliced from 3 exons.